AUGACCGAGCUGUCCGAAGUGCCGUCGGGAGAAGCAACCGACUCCUUCUCACGGACCUCUCCAGCUUUAACCAUCUCUACACCAUGCAUAUCGUCGCAGGUGGAGGUGGAUCCUCUUCUCAGCCGCAAGGGACCUCAGGAGGAGCCUUCUCUCGAACUGCAGAGAUCUGCAGAAAGUGGAACUCCGGAAAUUGCGAUCAUCGCGGAUGUAAAUACAGACACAUCUGCUCAGUCUGCCGUGCCCGAGAUCACGCCGCCUGCAUCUGCCCCCAGAAAGGUGGUUCCUCUGCGGACAAACGAAAAUAGGUACCCACGCUUUUCCCGUGGCUUCCUCUGGGAGCAUUGUGACCAAUAUACCACUCCUCUCGCAUCUCUCUCGGAGCAUCUCAGACCGAUCCCCGGACCUCCUCAAAAUGAAUUGAAUAAUCCAGUCUCCCUGCGUACCAUUACCGAUAAUUCAGAUCUCUUUCAAGUGGUCACACCCAUCGCUGUUGACUGCUUUGAAGCCCUGCUAUCCUCCCAUCCAAAUCGCCCGCUUGUUGACUCUGUCCUUCGUGGCUUGAGAGAAGGCUUCUGGCCAUUUGCUGAGACUGAUCAUUUGGAAUUUCCUGACACGUGGGAUGGCGGGAGCAUUCCCCUGACUGAGGAGGCAUCAACAUUUAUUUCCCAAUAUGCUGAAGAAGAAGAAGGCCUCCAACGAUACUCUCAUCCAUUCGGACCAGAUCUCCUUCCGGGGAUGUACUCUAUGCCUGUUCAUGCGGUCCCUAAGCCACACUCCUCUAAGCUCCGUUUUAUCAAUGACCAUUCAGCGGGUCCAUUUUCGCUCAAUGCUAUGAUUGAUAAGGCUAACGUUGGGAUGCGACCGGACAAUGUCCAAGACCUCGGUUGCAAUUUGCUGCGAGUGCGUAAGCUUCACGGUAACAUUCCAAUCUGGCUCUUCAAAUCCGACGUGAAGAACGUGUAUCGUUUAAUCCCCAUGCACCCUUUGUGGCAAUUGAAGCAAGUUGUCUCUGUGAACGGCUUACGACGCAUUGAUCGAUGCAUGUGUUUUGGUAGUCGCAGAUCUCCGGACAUAUGGUGCUCAUUUAUGAGCCUUGUCGUCUGGAUUGCUAUUCACAUAUACUCGAUUGAGGCCCUCCAAGCCUACAUGGAUGAUAAUUUCGCUUUUGACCUCCUGGCCCAUCUUGUUCUCUAUGAACCUUAUCAUCGCUACAUGCCUCACCAGCAAGUGAUGCUCCUUCGUCUUUGGGACGAGUUACAAAUCCCACAUGAGGACUCGAAGCAAGUUCACGGUCACGCGCUCACAAUUAUCGGCUUUCAUGUCGACACGCAAAACAUGACCAUUACUCUGCUGCAAGAAUCCUGCACAGCCCUGGUUACGCAUAUUCGUGAUUUUGUGACCAAUGCCCCUCGACGUCGACAUCCUCUCCGUGACUGGCAACGUCUUCUUGGUUGGAUCAAUUGGGGACUCAAUGUUCAACCUCUCCUAUGCCCAGCUUUGCAGGCGGCCUACACGAAGAUCCGAGGCCUCGCUACCGCAUGCACCAGUGUUCCUCAAUGCCCGAGUCAAGCAAGAUCUACUUUGGGUUGCUGA
Messenger RNA from Sparassis crispa, 1593 nucleotides. RefSeq lists its product as hypothetical. Bases 1 to 1593 code for a protein of 530 amino acids. NCBI's taxonomy places the organism in Eukaryota, Fungi, Basidiomycota, Agaricomycetes, Polyporales, Sparassidaceae. The record is from RefSeq and is a predicted model, not a curated record. The transcript has a single exon.